UACAUAGUUAAGUUCAGCUGGAACCUCCGAGGAAUUCACGUCGGCGCGUCUGGCUCUUCCCCACCCUCUUAACCAGAGCACUCACCGCGUCUUUUUCGCGAUUCAGGCUCACUGUUGUCCCGCGAGUCUGGGGCGCUUCAUUGGGCGUCGCAUCGGGUAUGCUGAGCUUUCUUCAGCCUUGCUCGGUUUUCAUUGAUUCCAUCAAUUGACGUGCAGCAUUUAUUCUCCUGCGACCUUCUCCCCAGAAAAUCCGAUCAAGAAAGUUUCCACCGCCGUUAACGUUACCGACCACGCACAAGUCCGACCAGACGGUUGUUGAGUGCCGCCAAUUUACUCUCUUUACAUCUCACUGGGUCUGGUCGGUACCGGUCUUUCUUUACUCGUGCCCACCCGGUGAUUCAGGCGAGACGACAACAUGGCGGCCGACCAUCCAAAGACGGGGAUAUACAGCGCUACAUACAGCGGGAUUCCCGUUUACGAGUUCCAAUUCGGCCCCGACCUCAAGGAGCAUGUGAUGCGGCGGCGAGAGGACAAUUGGAUAAACGCAACCCAUAUUCUCAAGGCAGCGGGCUUUGACAAGCCCGCCAGGACGCGCAUUCUUGAGCGUGAUGUACAAAAAGACGUCCAUGAGAAGAUUCAGGGCGGCUACGGGAAAUACCAAGGAACGUGGAUUCCGCUUGAACAUGGCGAGGCGCUCGCCCAGCGAAACAACAUCUACGACCGGUUACGGCCCAUCUUUGAGUUCCGACCCGGCAACGAGAGUCCCCCACCUGCGCCGAGGCAUGCCAGCAAGCCGAAGGCCCCGAAGCCCCGGCCUGCUGUUCCCAAAUGGGGCAGUGCUGCUGUCCACGAUGACUACGACAACACCAGCCAGAUGAACGAGGACGACACGCCCGACAACGUCACCGUUGCCUCAGCAUCGUACAUUGGCGAGGACGACCGCUACGACAUGUCGCAUUUCUCGACCGGCCAUCGGAAACGGAAGAGGGAGGAGAUGCUGCAGGACAUGACAGAGCAGCAGCAUGCCGUGUAUGGAGACGAGUUGUUGGACUACUUUUUGCUUUCUAGAAACGAGCAGCCCGCAAUCCGUCCCGACCCUCCGACCAACUUCCAGCCAGACUGGCCCAUCGACACAGAACGGCACACGGCCUUGCAUUGGGCCUCUGCCAUGGGUGACGUCGACGUGAUUAAGCAGCUGAAGAGGUUUGGCGCCAACCUGGCGUCUCAGAACAUCCGGGGCGAGACCCCAUUUAUGCGGUCUGUCAACUUCACAAAUUGUUACGAAAAGCAGACAUUUCCACUGGUGUUAAGGGAGCUCUUCAGCACCGUGGACGCGCGGGACGCUUCCGGGUGCACUGUCAUUCACCAUGCGGCAGUGAUGAAGAGCGGCCGCGUGACAAGCCAUUCUUGCUCGCGAUACUAUUUGGACAAUAUUCUCAACAAGCUGCAGGAGACGCGGUCAGCAGACGAGAUGCAACAACUGCUCGAUGCUCAGGACAACGACGGCAAUACUGCAGUUCACUUGGCUGCGAUGCGGGAUGCUCGCAAGUGCAUCCGCGCCCUCCUCGGUCGCGGGGCGUCCACUGACAUCCCCAACAACCAGGGCGUGAGGGCUGAGGAUUUGAUCAAGGAGCUCAAUGCCUCCAGGCCCAAGGCCGCCCGGGGACCACCACAACGCUCCUCCAGUCCCUUUGCGCCCGAGUCACAGCGGCACAACCCCUUCCGAGAUGCGCUGGCUGAGACGGACAGCAAGCCCAAGGCAAGCUUUCGCAGCGAGGCGGCCAACACGGUCCAGUCUCGCAUCACCCCUCUCGUUCUGCAAAAGUUCCAGGACCUCGCACAGAGCUACGAAAAUGAGCUUGACGAAAAGGAAGAGGCCGAGAAGGAAGCGCGGCGCAUCCUGCUCAACACGCAAGCCGAGCUGGCCAAUCUGCGCACAUCCAUCGCAGAUCUCGAGUCCCGCCUCGAAGCGGACGAAGCAGCGGCCAAGACAGAAGCCGAAGCCGCGAACACGGCCGAGAAAGUCCUCGCCUACCUCACCCACCAGAACCGCAUCGCCGUGCAGGACGCCGUCACCAAGGAGCUCGCCGCCGUCAACGGCGACGCUACCAAAGACGCCAGCACACCCCACGGCCAGCCCUCUGAGAACUUAUCCUCCUCUAACCCAGACGACCCACCAAACAAUAAUAAUACCAUCAUCGCCACAAAAGACCGCGACCAGCCAAGGAUCGAAACAUCAUCCCCCGAAGAGCGCCUCCGCCUGGCAACUGAACUCCGGGCGCUCCUCCAGGCGCAGCGCCGCGCAGAGAGGGAGUACGUCGAGGCCCGCGGCUUGACGGGCACGGGCGACAAGAUCGAAAAGUACCUGCGCCUGCUCAAGGCCUGCCUGCCGCCCGAGGACCAGGACAUGCUGGACGAGAACCUCGAGGAUAUGAUUAAGAUGAUGGAGGACGAGGCCGAGUCGUUGGCGGGUGUGCCUGGGGCGGCAGGGCUGGGGGAUGGUGGUGCUGGCGAGGUUGGGUUACGCUUGUCGAUGCCGGUGGAGGUUGGUGUGGCGCCUUUGUGAGAAGGGCGGUGUGUGUGUGUGUGUGUGUGUGCGUGUGUCUGUGUGUGUGUGCAUGUAUCCUGGGUUAUUCCUUUUCGUUUGGGUGCCGGUGUUGGUUUGUUACUUGGUCCAGAAAGGGAGUUGGAUCUGGUGACAGUCUCGGUGAUGCUUGUCCCCUUGGAUGGGUUUUUUUCCGAAUGGAGGCAUUUGAGAAUUGCUCCCGCAGUCAGGAGGAGAUAAAAUGGGGGUGGCUCAGUUGUUGCAAGGCC
Parathielavia appendiculata is the source of this 2814-nucleotide messenger RNA. Its product is annotated as apses-domain-containing protein. Gene Ontology annotation, molecular function: protein binding; transcription regulator activity; DNA binding. Gene Ontology annotation, cellular component: SBF transcription complex; MBF transcription complex. The transcript has 4 exons. NCBI's taxonomy places the organism in Eukaryota, Fungi, Ascomycota, Sordariomycetes, Sordariales, Chaetomiaceae. Bases 416 to 2566 code for a protein of 716 amino acids. The record is from RefSeq and is a predicted model, not a curated record.